GAGUCGGCAUGAGAUGAAUUCUUUCAGGAUUCUUCAAAUGUAAAAUGUCUGACAUAGGGUUAUCCCGCGUCCUUGACAUACUGCGGUCUCUAUAUUCAACUGUGCAGACCAUUGAAGAAUACACAGACUGUGUUACUCUGAGCAAUGGCAGGAAGCCUGUCCUGGUGGAAGAAUCAGACACCAAUCGCUUCAAAUCGCUCCUCCGCGGUCUCAUCGUGUGCACAGAGAAGCCCUUGAGAGAUGCCCCAAGUGGGGACCAGCUCAGCACAUUGCCUGAGGUACUGGCCUAUGUCCUGAACGGCAUGAUGAAGACCAAGAACCGUAACGUCCUGCGGUUUGGCUACCUGUACAGCGACAAAGACGGGGACGUCGCCGACCCGUUCAAGUUCCACGGCGUGAUCACCCAGAGCUCGGCAUUCGUGCACAGCAGCGACCUCUGGCGGAAGGUCAACCAGCGCCUGGGCACAGACCUCACCCAGCACCUGCUGCGCAACUGCGCCAUCUUCACCGUGGCGCCUCCUACCUGCCUCUUCCAGGUGUGCGGGGUGCCCAUCUAUGACCUCAUCUCUGCUGCUCACACUUCCUCCAGGUUCCUCCUGUGCCGGCCCGGACCCGGACCUCAGUCUGCUCCUGUCAGUUCAAAGGCUAUGAUCAGCAAGAGGCAGUCGCGGAGGAGGAGGAAGUUGAAGUCUCAAGAAGUCACUGGGAAGAGGAAGAGGAAGAGGGAGGAUGAGAUGGUUUCUGGGGAUGUUGAGGGGUUGCCCAGGAAACGGAGCUGUAGCCAGCCAGCACAGAACACGUGUGAAUCACCAGCGCUCAGCCACCUCACCAGCAGCACAGACAGCGCACAGCCUUCUGGUCGUAGCAGCAAAACCACACAGUCACAGGUGGUGAAUAGACACCUUCUCCACUCCACACAGUCCCAAGUGCCCAGCAUCAGCACCACACAGUCCCAAGCAGUGAACAGAAACGUUCAUGUCUCCUCGCAGUCCCAAGUGGCCGCAGGUUCAGCCUCUGCCACCACCACCGCCACCACCUCUCCCGGUUCUCGCAGCUGGAAGCCAGCCAACCAAAUUCACCCCCAGCCGUCCAAGUGCUUCAUUCGCAUGCUGCGGGUCCUCUACGGCGGCGCUGGCAUCAGGAGCUUCCUGCUGAACAGGAAGUGGGCCUGCGGUGGCGGUGCGGGCGGCUCAAAGAGACGCCUUCAGGGCGCGGACCUGGUUCGGCUGGUGUUCCUCCAGGGUGAGGGCUACCUGAAGGGGGAGGAGCCCAAACCCAAGAGGCUCCCGAGACGCUUCUUCAACAUGGCACCGCUCUUUAGCCGCCUCCUGCGCAACCACAGGAAGUGCCCCUACGCCUACUUCCUGAACAAGAAGUGCUCCGUGGCCGUCGCUGCUGGGCAGCCAAUCGACACGACGGACAAGGCGUCCCUCUUGGCCGCCCAUUGUUUUCCAUACCGAGUGUACCUGUUUGUCAGAGAGUGCCUGUUGGCUGUGGUGCCGGAGGAGCUGUGGGGGUCAGAGGGCAACCGCGUGCUGUUCCUGUCCUGGGUGAGGCAGCUACUGAGGCUGGGCAAGUUCGAGAGCCUCUCCCUGGCCCAGGUCAUGUGGAGCAUGAAGGUCCGAGAUUGCCUCUGGCUCCACCUCAAGAAUGGAGCCCACUGCCCCAGUGAGCAGCGGUACCGUGAGCGCCUGCUGGGCCAGUUCCUGGGCUGGCUGCUGGAGAGCUACGUGCUGGGCCUGGUCCGGGCCAUGUUCUACGUCACCGAGAGCAUGGGACAGAAGCACUGCCUGCGGUUCUACAGGCGCGACGUCUGGAGCCGGCUGCAGAGCUUGGCGUGCAGGGAGUACCAGUCUAAAGGCCAGUGGAAGACUCUGACUCCGCAGGAGGUGGCAUCCCUGCCCAAGUCCACGGUGAGGGCCCGCCUCCGCUUCAUCCCCAAGGCCAACGGCAUGCGGCCAAUCACACGAGUCAUGGGAACGGAUGUCAUCACCAAGCGGUUCCAGAGGAAUGUGAAGAACCUGCGUGACGUGCUGGCGGUGUGUGUGAGGACGUCACCGUCCCUGCUGGGGUCCACCGUGUGGGGACGCAAGGACAUCCACAGGGUCCUACAGACCAUCACUCUGCAGCAGAAGACUAAACCUACUCCACUGUAUUUUGUCAAGGUGGAUGUGAGUGGGGCAUACGACAGCCUGCCCCAUGACAUGCUGGUGCGGGUGGUGAGUGAGGUGUUGCGGCCUGUGCAGGACGUUGGCUUCUCCAUCAGACACUAUGCCAAGGUGUGGAGAGAGUCGCUGCAGGGCCUGAGGAAGGAGUUCUGCAUGCAGGCGGAGGCCCAGGCUUGCAUGAACAUGAAGGGAUUUGUGAUGCAGGAGCAGGAGAAAGGAGAUCUCCAUGAUGCGAUCCUGGUAGAGAACUAUAACUCUCCCGAUGUAAAGGGUGGAGAUAUGCUUGACUUCUUCAAACAGAUGCUUACAGACUGCGUUGUUCGGUUUGGGAAACAAACGUUCCGUCAGGUGUGUGGCAUUCCGCAGGGUUCUGUGGUGUCGGCCAUGCUGUGUAAUCUCUGUUACGGGCACAUGGAGAACUCCCUGCUCAGCGACGUCACUGAGAGAGGAGGGUGUCUGCUGAGGCUGGUGGAUGACUUCUUGCUCAUCACGCCUAAGCAGAGCAAAGCCAUUUACUUCCUCCAGUCCCUGUUGGCGGGUGUGCCCCGGUACGGCUGUGUGGUGAACCCCCAAAAGGUGGCGGUGAACUUCCCCCUGGAGGAGGGCCUGAGCGCUUGCUGCCCCGGGGUGCGUGUGCUCCCCCAGCACUGCCUCUUCCCCUGGUGCGGCCUGCUGCUCCACACACAGACCCUGGACGUCUCCAACGACUACUCCAGCUAUGCUGGCCUGUCCCUGCGCUACAGCCUGACUUUAGGUGCCUCUCCUGACGCCGCCUCCUUCAUGAGGAGAAAGCUGAUGGGGAUCCUGCGGCUCAAGUGUGAUCCCAUACAACUGGACCUCAGGACCAACUGCUUGGAAACGGUCUAUAAAAACAUCUACAAGAUAGUGCUACUGCAGGCAAUGAGGUUCAAUGUGUGUGUGCGGAGUUUGCCUAAGGGCCAGACUGUGGAGACCACUCCUGCCUUCUUCUGGAGGAUGAUCUGGGCCAUGGCCAGGACCACCUACAGCUGUGUCAAACACGCCAACCAAGAGGGCUCCCUGGGCUCUGUGACUGGUGGUUGUCUGAGGUACAAGGCCGUGCAGCUGCUCUACUGUCUGGCCGUGGAGUGGGUCUUCAUUCGACACCGCCAGGCAUACCGCUCUCUGCUGCCCCCUAUACGCCAAAGGAAAUCGCGUCUGCAGAGGGAACUGAGAGGGGUGAGGCUGGCACGGGUCGUUCAGGCUGCCACCCCGAGAGUACCAGCCGACUUCAAGGCCAUCAGGGCCUAACAUGUCAACCCUAUAAAUAAAUGUAUAUGCUGUAAAUAAUAAACUAAUCAGUUGUGAGGUUGUGUGACGGAUGUUGGUCUCUGGUCUCUGUUGGACUGGAUAUAACAAGCAAAACAGUUGUGUGGUUGUGCAAUAAGUGCUUGUGUCUGGCCUCUGAGCCAAACUGGCUAUUACUAAAUAAACAGUUUUGCGGUUAUGAAAAGGA
This is a messenger RNA of Engraulis encrasicolus (European anchovy), 3642 nucleotides long. RefSeq names its product telomerase reverse transcriptase (gene tert). Gene Ontology annotation, molecular function: telomeric repeat DNA binding; telomerase RNA binding. The record is from RefSeq and is a predicted model, not a curated record. Gene Ontology annotation, biological process: telomere maintenance via telomerase. Lineage: Eukaryota; Metazoa; Chordata; Actinopteri; Clupeiformes; Engraulidae. The transcript has 18 exons. Gene Ontology annotation, cellular component: telomerase catalytic core complex. The coding region runs from base 45 to 3437 and encodes 1130 amino acids.